AUGCCGACAUCAAGUCAGGGAGUUGAAAACCAGACUACGGCAGCUAGGCCGACUGACGGACGCGACGCCAUCAAUGAGCAAAGCACGCUAGAGCCACUAAGUCGCUCCGGCUCGGUGGCGAAACAAAAGCAUGAGGCAAUACUAGAGCUGGAGUUGAAGCUAUUCAAGAACAUGACGAUUCGUAUUGUUCCUCAAGCCACCCCCCUCAGACCUAUGUUGCGACCAGGCGAAGUGCUGCCUCCUGACCAUAUCGCGGCAAAUGCUCCAGGCGGACGCUCGGUGAACACGUUGGCGAAGAGUUUCCGAGCCCUACGUUUCGGACGAAGAUAUCCGCUGCCCGUCCAGAACACUAUCUCGGUAUGCCCCGGACCGCCUAGUCAGGAUGAUAUGUUCGUCGAUUGCGAGCCAAUUGGAUAUAUCGAUUAUCUCAGUCACCCGUGGGACACAGGGGAUGUCAUGCUUUCUUGGCGAUUCGUUAGCCAAAGAAAGAGUGCCGUGCAUAAUUCCCAGAGACUCGAGAAUUCGGCAUGUCGCUGCUGGACGAAACUCCCCCGCGAUACGUCCCUCAUUUUGUCGCCAGCGGUGGAAUUGGAAAAGAAAGUCCGCUGCCACUUUGAUCUUAGAGGAAUCCCUAUCACAAUCAUCGCUGUUGAAACGUGCCGUCGGGAUUAUCAAGAUCGAGCAGGAGGUUUCGAGCUCCGGACGACCAAUCCUGCCGGCGCCUUUCACUACAAUAUCAACACUUCCUCCGAACCACAGGGUGUCUCCCACGCGCACGCCUCCAGCAGAAAAUUGUUUACCAACGCUUUCUAG
Messenger RNA from Fonsecaea erecta, 813 nucleotides. RefSeq lists its product as hypothetical. Bases 1 to 813 code for a protein of 270 amino acids. The record is from RefSeq and is a predicted model, not a curated record. NCBI's taxonomy places the organism in Eukaryota, Fungi, Ascomycota, Eurotiomycetes, Chaetothyriales, Herpotrichiellaceae. The transcript has a single exon.